AACCCUAACCCUCGCAUAUCGUCAUUUUUAACGCUGCGCAACAAUGGGUGCCUAUACCUAUGUGUCGGAGCUUUGGAGGAAGAAGCAGUCCGAUGUGAUGAGAUUUAUGCAGAGGGUGAGGUGCUGGGAAUACCGCCAGCUUCCUUCGAUUGUUCGCGUCACUCAUCCCACUCGACCCGAUAAGGCUCGUCGUAUGGGUUACAAAGCCAAGCAGGGUUAUGUAAUUUAUCGUGUUCGUGUGAGGCGUGGUGGAAGGAAGAGGCCAGUUCCCAAGGGUAUUGUGUAUGGAAAGCCUACCAACCAGGGUGUCACCCAAUUGAAAUUCCAGCGCAGCAAGAGGUCUGUUGCUGAGGAACGUGCUGGAAGGAAAUUGGGUGGUCUUAAGGUUCUCAACUCUUAUUGGCUCAAUGAGGACUCGACUUACAAAUACUUUGAGGUGAUAUUGGUGGAUCCUGCCCAUGCUGCUAUCCGUAAUGAUCCACGCAUCAACUGGAUCUGCAACCCGGUGCACAAGCACAGAGAGCUUCGAGGACUGACAUCUGCAGGCAAGAAAUACAGAGGUCUGCGUGGCAAGGGACACUUGAACCAUAAGGCACGCCCGUCAAGAAGGGCAACCUGGAAGAGGAACAACACUCUAUCCCUUCGUCGUUACCGUUGAAGGACAACUAUUUUUAUUGUUAUCUGCUUGUUUUUUUGUUAGUUUUAAACUUGUGUGUUUUGGGAUAUUCAACAUUUCCUCCAGAUAUUUUGGUAUGAAACGAGCUUUGAGUUUGUCAUUUGAUGCUUUUAAUGCAUUACUACUGCUAAUGUGACUUGU
This is a messenger RNA of Cynara cardunculus var. scolymus (artichoke), 817 nucleotides long. RefSeq names its product 60S ribosomal protein L15. Lineage: Eukaryota; Viridiplantae; Streptophyta; Magnoliopsida; Asterales; Asteraceae. Gene Ontology annotation, biological process: cytoplasmic translation. The coding region runs from base 44 to 658 and encodes 204 amino acids. The transcript has 4 exons. Gene Ontology annotation, cellular component: cytosolic large ribosomal subunit; ribosome. Gene Ontology annotation, molecular function: structural constituent of ribosome; RNA binding. The record is from RefSeq and is a predicted model, not a curated record.